AUGGACCAGUCCCUUCUCGGCGGUGACGUGGUGGCGUCCUCUACAGCGGCUGCCGGAGCUCCCAUGGCUCCUACACGGCCACCCGGCGGCGCCCCCGGGCCUUCGUCCACGUCCUCCGGUGCCCUCGCGGCGUGCCGGCUCGAGGACCGGGUAGCCUCCGCUCUUCUGGAGGGGACCCUUCUCCGUCGGUCCCUGGUCGCGCGCGGUGUCCCGGAACCCGCCUUGACCACCGCUCGGAGAGCCGGCCCGCGUCCUCAGCCGCCCGCAGGAGGUUUCUCCGGGAGGCAGUCCGACGGAACUCCGCCGGGCCCGCUUCAGCUGCCCCGGACCGAAAUGGCAGACCAGCCCCGCAGCCGCUGGCAUCCACCGCACCACUGA
This is a messenger RNA of Xyrichtys novacula (pearly razorfish), 378 nucleotides long. The record is from the annotation of a GenBank genome assembly. NCBI's taxonomy places the organism in Eukaryota, Metazoa, Chordata, Actinopteri, Labriformes, Labridae.